Molecule: messenger RNA, 1692 nt
Organism: Castor canadensis (American beaver)
Lineage: Eukaryota; Metazoa; Chordata; Mammalia; Rodentia; Castoridae
Source: RefSeq, a predicted model, not a curated record
GUGCCUCGCUGUCUCAUGUAUGAGAUUUAUGUGGAGACCUACGGACAGAAUGCACAAAACCAGGUCAACCCAGCAACAUUUGGGAAGCUCGUGCACUUGGUUUUUCCUGAUCUUGGUACCCGCAGGCUGGGCACAAGAGGAAGUGCCAGAUAUUAUUAUGAUGGAAUCUAUAUCAAGGAAACUUCUUUCUUCUAUGCCCAGUAUUGCUACCUCCUGGGUGAAAAAAGAUGUCACAGUGGAAAUAUUGCUCCCUUUGAAACAUCUGAUUAUAACAGCACUGUCCAACAAGAAGAAAUGGAUGAAAAUCAUUCACCAGUAAAGACAGACCCAGUUGACUCUCCUUUGUCCGAAUUCAGAAGAUACCUGUUUUGGGAGCAAGAACUGGCAAAGAAAUAUUCCUAUAAAAUGGUGGCCUUUCUCACUGAUGAAUACUGCAGCUAUUGUCAAGUCAUUUUACAACAUGUGAAGAACCAAGAACUUGAGAGGGUGGAGGGCUUACUUACCGCUUUCUGGAAAUCUCUGCGACCUGACACAGUCAUGCUUAUGUCACUGUCUGACAUGCGCCAGCUCUUGAAGUGUUACGAUGUACAGCUGUACAAGGGAAUUGAGGACAUUCUUCUCCAUGACUUUUUGGAAGAGGUCUCUAUUCAGUACCUGAAAUCUGUCCGGUUAUUUAGUAAGAAGUUUAAGCUGUGGCUCCUUAAUGUCUUGGAAGAUUUUCCAGCCCUCUUACGGAUCUCCAAACUCAAAGAAGUCACUGUAUUUGUGAAAAGACUCAGAAGAAAGACAUACCUUUCCAACAUGGCAAAGACUAUGAGAAUGGUGCUGAAAAAUAACAGGAGAGUCAGCAUCUUGAAGUCAGAUCUCCAUGCCAUUGUCAGUCAAGGCACUUUGGAUAUUUCUAAGGCCCUGGCAAGUGACCCGAACCACAUGGAGGAGCUGGAGAGCCACACAGAGAUGAAAUGUUUGAGCUGUUUAAUUUCUUUGCUGGGAACAUCAACAGAUCUCAGUGUAUUCCUGAAUUGUCUGUCUUCAAAUCUCCAAGCUGUCUUCCAGCCAAGCCGAAGCAAAGAGGAGUUUAUCAGACUGGCCGCCAGCUUCCAGCUAAGAUGGAAUUUCCUUCUCACUACUGUGAGCAAAGCUAUGACCCUCUCUCAUAGAGAUAGUUUUGGCUCCUGGCAUCUGUUUCACUUGCUGCUUUUGGAAUAUGUGAUUCACAUACUUCAGUCAUGCAUAGAGGAGGAAGAAGAAGAAGAGGAAGAGAAGGAUAUAGAAAAUCUCAGGGAUGUGAUGUCAGAUGACCAGUCUCUGGUCCAGCCAGACCAGGCCCUUUUCCACCUCCUAGAUUCUUCACCAACUCUGGAGUGUACAAGCCCAAGUAUGGAGCUGCCUUCUGUAACACUGAAAGACACGAGCGAGAGCCCCAGUUCUGUGGGUGUGAGCAAUGUGACCAUUCAGGUCCUGGGCUUCUAUGUGGACACUGCCACUGGCAAUAAGUUCAUCCAGGUAUUGUUGGAAGACAAGGCCACCGAAAGCACCUUUAAACUCAGCCUUCCUGUGGGACAAGAAGCCCUCAUAACACUACAAGAUGGACAAAGAUUUGUGAUUCACAUAUCAGAUGUCCCCCAAAGCUCUGAGAAUACCUGUUUCAGCGAAAGCAAUGCUAGUAUGCAAGAUGGUUUGUUUGAAUAG